AUGGAAACGGCCCCUGCAUCUGCCCAAUGCCAGCUGACACCCCUCAGACACUUCCACUCAGGAUUUAAAGAUUUUGAAGUCUCAAUCUGUCCCUCUGCUGUUUUUUUUCUCCCCUUGAAAACAGCGCAGCUCCCGUGGGAUGAGGACAGCUCUGCAGAUGUCAGGCCUUGCACAUCGCCCGCCCCAGCCCCUCGCUCCUUCCCCGCAGGGCUCGGGUUUCCCCUUCCCGCUCCAGUGACGCUGCCUGUCCCGACAGGUGCCGGCAGAGCCGUGGCCGCACGCUGGGGUCACCGCAGGCGUCACGGUGGACACGCUAACGUAGGGGCCAGGCGUCCAGCUUACCCCCAGCCCCGUGCCCAGCUGCCGUGCCCCAGCACGGCACCCACCGCAGCCAUGGACCCAGUCCCGGAGGUGAAGAGGAAUAGGUUCCCCAGCAUGAACUUUGAAGCAGAGAUUCUGACAGCUCCACACGAUAAUUCAGAGCUAUAUGUGACCCCUUCCAUGAGAAGUCUCACAGCCGAGGAGUAUGUUGAAGCCUUUAAGUCAUUUUUGGAUCAUUCAACAGAGCACCAGUGCAUGGAUGAGUUCAACAAGGAAGAAAUGCCCAACAUAAUGGCUGGUCUCGGCAAUGGAAAAUCGGCUAUAAAUGUUCUGGGAGUUGGAAGUGGCACAGGUGAGCAGGAUUUGAAAAUGAUCAGGAUACUGCAGGCUGCACACCCAGGGGUCUUUAUUGACAAUGAAAUCGUAGAGCCCAACCCACAGCACGUGGCAGCUUACAAAGAGUUGGUGAAUCAAGCUCCAGACCUGCAAAAUGUCUCUUUUAUUUGGCACCAGCUCACUUCCUCGGAUUAUGAACAACAGGUGAAAGACAAAGGUGCACACAAGAAAUUUGACUUCAUCCAUAUGAUCCAGAUGUUGUACCGUGUGGAGGAUAUUCUCAACACUAUCAAGUUUUUCCACAGCUGCCUUGACCAUCAUGGUAAACUCCUGAUCAUAAUUUUAUCAGACAGUAGCGGAUGGGCCAGCUUGUGGAAGAAGUACAGACACUGCUUGCCUUCCACUGACAGCGGCCACUACGUCACCUCCAAUGGCAUCACGAAUAUUUUGAAGAGACUGGGUGUUGAAUACCACAUUUAUGAAUACCCAUCGGGCUGGGAUAUCACCGAGUGCUUUAUUGAGGGGGACCCGGUUGGAGCCCGCAUGUUGGAUUUCCUGACGGGGACAAAAAACUUCCUGGGCACAGCCCCCCCAGGCCUGCGGCAGCGGCUGCAGGAGGCUCUCUGCCAGCCAGAGUGCAGCAGCAAAAAGGAUGGGAGGAUCAUCUUCAACAACAACUUGAGUAUGAUUGUGGUUGAAUCAUAGAGUCCGGACCAACUGCAAAAGACAAGUUAGGGUGGGAUUAGGGGCAAUGCAGUUGCAGAAGGUUGUAGCAUAGAAAGAAGGCAAAUUGCAGGCAAGAAAGUGGGGCUCAGCUGCAGCCUCCCAUUCUCAGCCACGGUCAGAGGAUGCUGCAACACUGGGGAUGAGCUCUUUGUCCCACUGAGGUCAAUGGAGCCAAGAUUUCACCCUGGUUAUUUAGUCCAGUCCUAGGAGAAUGUUUUCCAGAAAGUAGAGUUCCAUCUCACUAAAAGCCUACGUGGACUUUUUUUAAUGGUACACAUGCUGCCUGUGCUUUUGACACUGGGAUUUCCACUUUUCUAUAUAGCCAGCAUGUUUACCUACCUAAAGACAUGUCUAUAUGACCAGGAGGAUGCUACAGCCUGCAUGCUGGCUGCGUACAGACCCACUGCUUCCAGCUGUACCAAGAAAAAGGCAGCAAGGUGUCACCGUUGCUUGGCACCCAAGUCAUGUCCCUCACUGCACCCAGACCUAAGCUGUGAGUUGCUCUGCACUAGGCUAUUUCACAUGGUUUUAUCAGCAUAGGCAUUUACUGCCCCAAACACCUCAGAAUCUCGCAAUAUAGACAUGUCUUAAAAAUUUAUCGGCCUUUUUGUUUGGAGAAUUUUUUGGAUCCCCGGAUGGUACUUGCUCUGUGCUUUUUCAGGCCGAUAUUAAUUUUGUUACUUUCUUACUACUGUUUUUCUCCGUAUAAAAUA
This is a messenger RNA of Phalacrocorax carbo (great cormorant), 2096 nucleotides long. The record is from RefSeq and is a predicted model, not a curated record. NCBI's taxonomy places the organism in Eukaryota, Metazoa, Chordata, Aves, Suliformes, Phalacrocoracidae.